AUGAAACACCAAGUAAUAUUCCUAUCAGCUCUAAUAUUGUUGCUCAGUUUUGUGGUCACCCAGGCUAAUUUAUUUGAAUGCGAUGAUAAAUUAGCCACAUCGGAUGCCACCAUCAUUGGCCCCAAAAUCCCGGGCAACAGUGAUGAAGAGCGAUCUGGCAACAAAGUCCGAGAUGUCCUCAAGGAAUGGAGUUGCAAACUGAAGAAGAGCACAGCAAAUCUGGGUGCCAAUGUCAAGGAGAAAACCAAACAAUGGUCCGAAAAUAUCCGUGAAGGUUUCCAAAAACUCAAAGAGAAAUCCAAAGAUUUGCAAAAGAAACUGCAAACCAAAUAUAAUGAUUUGAAGGAUAAUCUGAAGAAGGAUUCGGUCGAAUCAAUGGAAAUUGGCGAAAAGAAAUUGUUAUUUAAACCGGAUGAAGUCAUUGACACCGAUGUUGUGAUAAUCGACCAGAAGUGUGGCAAUGGCUUUAUUCUGGAUGCCUUGGGUAAUUGCAAGAAAUUUCGCGAGUUUGCCGAGAUCAUUAAUUAA
Musca domestica (house fly) is the source of this 528-nucleotide messenger RNA. RefSeq lists its product as uncharacterized. Lineage: Eukaryota; Metazoa; Arthropoda; Insecta; Diptera; Muscidae. The record is from RefSeq and is a predicted model, not a curated record. The coding region runs from base 1 to 528 and encodes 175 amino acids. The transcript has a single exon.